AUGGAAACGCAUGCAUUGCCCAAAGACGUGAUAGACCUCCCUACCGCAGAUCACGAAUGUAUCUCUCGAUUUGGACGCGGCCCAACGCUUUCCGUCUCUCAUCAAACGGUCCAUGGCGCUUUCGAGAGUAUUGUUGAUGCGAACCCUAAUGUGGUGGCCGCUGUGCAUGGAUCCCACAACAUCACAUACCUGCAACUGGACCUCGCAGCUAAUCGCCUAGGACAUUAUCUCAUCGCUUCGGGACUUCAACCAAAGCAACGAGUAUGUAUUGUUGUGCAACGCUCGAUAGAGAUGCUUAUCGGCUUCUUUGCUGUCAUGAAGGCUGGCUGUCAAUAUGUACCGAUUGAUGGUGGCGUUGCAUCUGAUCAAUCUUUGCGGCAUAUUUUCGACGACACAGAAGCCAAGUUCAUUCUGUGUCUUCCCAAGUACUGGGAUAGGGCGAAACGCUUUGCAGGCCAGGAUGUCAUCGUCCUUGAGUUAGGUAUGAACACAGGGGCGUUCUACCCUCCUACUAGACCAGCGAUCGAAGUUACUGCGCAAGAUGGUGUUUAUGCGAUGUACACUUCAGGAAGUACUGGGGUACCCAAAGGCGUAGACGUCAAACACGGCACCAAGACGAACGCCCUUCUUUCGGAACCAGGCCGACUGGGUAUGACUGUCGGGUCAAAGAUUGGGCAAGUCCUGAGCAUCUCUUUCGCUAUGGGAGCAUGGGAGAUGCUCGGAUGUUUGAUGAAUGGAGGAACGCUUUACCUCAGGGGAUCUGACUGGCACGUAACGCUCAGCAAGAUCGACACUUUGAUAUGUACGCCCUCCAUUCUCGCGAAGUAUGAGCCAAAGAAUUACAUCAACAUCAAGACGAUUGCUGUAGCCGGAGAAGCAUGUCCACAAGCUCUUGCCGAUGCUUGGGGUCAAGACAGGACCUUCUGGAACCUACUUGGGUCGACAGAAACAUUUUUGGUCUCUGCACAACAGCACGUAGCAGGCAGGCCGUUGUCGAUCGGUCGACUCCUGCCCAAUAUAUCCUGCUACAUACUCGAUCAUUCGGGCAAACUCGCACCGUUCGGUCAUAAGGGUACGCUUUGGGUUGGCGGGGUUGGCGUCUCAAAAGGGUACAUCAACCUGCCUUUGACCACAGCCGAAAAGUUCCAACCCAAUCGAUUCGUGAACGAUGGUUCCAUGAUGUACGACUUCGGCAACAUUGUGUGUUGGAAAUCGGAUGGGACCCUGGACUCCUUUGGCCGUACAGAUGAUCAAGUCAAGAUCAAGGGGUUUCGUGUCGAACUCGACGGUGUUACUGCCAUCCUUGAGCAAUUUGUCGGCAUCACGCGAGCGGCUUCGCUCGUCGUAGAUGGGUCACUGCACGGCUUUUACGCGUCUUCCACAUCAAUCGAUGAGAACGAGCUCGAAGAGUUCGUCCGCAAACAUCUACCUUACUACUCCGUACCUGAACGAUGGCUACGAGUUGACGAUAUCCCUCUGAGCGCCAACGGCAAAGUCGACAAAACACAGCUGGAAUCCAUUGUGACAAAUGUCAAAAACACAGCGGCCGGCCUAGAGCACAUCAAAGUAACAUCUGCGAGAUCGAACAAAGCUGUCGAUACUCUCGCGGCACCAAUGAAGGUUGCCAUGCCUACCCCGAAAAUCGCUCAAGAAUCUUUCCGAGCACUAUGCGAUGACAAGUUCGACCUUGAGAAAGCAUUUCCUGUGAUAGACACCAAGUAUGGCUCAUCAGUGGAAUGCGCGACACCGCUCGAUAUGCCAGUCACGCUUUUGGAGCCCAGCAGCUCAUAUUUGACGGCUUGGCUGCGACAUCGUGCCCUUAUCAUGUACCGCUGCUUCCUCUUGCCAAUCGUAUUCGUCAACACUGGGUUGGCGGGCUGGCUACUUUACGACUAUGUCGAACGUGGCCGUUACCCGCUAUCGUCUGCCGCAACCGCUACCGCAUCGAAUCUCUGCGCUGCAAUUCUGAUACGGUCGGAGCCAGUCAUCAACUUGCUCUUUCAUGUCUUUUCCUCCGUGCCUACUUGGGCACCACUCAGGGUACGCCGACUUUGCGCGAACGUAUUCCACAUCGGUGGAAUCCACGUAGGCUGCGCCAUCGCUGCAGCCUUCUGGUUUCUGAUCUUCACCGUCGCUGCUGGCCUUGAGAUGCGGAAGGAUGUUGAUGAGAGAGCUAUUUCUGCCGCGCCUACAGUGCUUUCAUAUUUCAUCCUCAUCCUGUUGCUCUUUGUAACUCUGUCUUCGCACCCAGUUGUUCGCAACCGAUACCACGACCUUUGGGAGGCCAUACAUCGCUUUGGCGGAUGGACGCUGCUCAUCCUCUACUGGGUGCUGGUGGGCCUGACUACUAGAGAUAUGACCAUUGACCGCAACUCAUUGAGCUCAAAAUCGUACUUGCGGAAUCCAUCAGUCUGGCUUAUAGCAGUGGCAACCUGCGCGAUCGUCUUUCCGUGGCUGCUCCUCCGUCGCGUGGCUGUUCGACCAGAGGCUCUCUCUUCGCACGCUCUUCGCCUGCACUUCGAUUCUGACAUCGCACCAGGUAAGGGAGUACGCCUUGCCCAACAUCCGCUGCGCGACUGGCAUGGGUUUGCUACUAUCUCGAACGCGCCCAGCCAUAAGGGCUACUCUGUGAUAGUCAGUCGAGCUGGAGACUUCACAGGCAACAUUAUCGAUACAGCACCGACACACAUCUGGAGACGAGGCAUCCCUACCUCUGGCGUUUUGCGUAUAGCAACAUUGUUCAAAAGCGUUGUCGUAGUAGCCACAGGAUCUGGCAUCGGCCCAUGCCUAUCAAUUUUUCCCUACCAGAACGUCGCCAUGCGCAUCCUGUGGACUGCACCCAACCACGAGGCUACGUUUGGCAAAGCCGUCGUCGAUGCUGUCUACAGAAAAGACCCAAGGGCUGUCAUGUACAAUACUCGCAAGUCCGGCAAACCAGAUAUGAGUCUGCUGACGUAUAGGCUCUUCAAAGAGAGCGGAGCAGAAGCUGUGCUGAUCAUCAGCAACAAACGAUUCACACAACAGAUUGUAUUCGACAUGGAAAGGCGGGGGGUUCCGGCUUAUGGCGCAAUCUUCGAUUCUUGAGGUAUGAUAGGGUGGCAAAAGUCUGAUUGCCCCCCGGGAGAGCUGCUUUUUGACAGCACACGAAAAAGCAUACCAGGGACACAGGCGUUUCGUACAUCGCUCUUCAUCAAGCAACCGGUGUCAGCCCAGCUCAACUCCGUUUCCGCAUGUCGUAUGUCGCACGUAG
Messenger RNA from Alternaria rosae, 3250 nucleotides. RefSeq names its product transmembrane protein 1. The coding region runs from base 1 to 3084 and encodes 1027 amino acids. NCBI's taxonomy places the organism in Eukaryota, Fungi, Ascomycota, Dothideomycetes, Pleosporales, Pleosporaceae. The transcript is spliced from 8 exons. The record is from RefSeq and is a predicted model, not a curated record.